UUGGCCACGUCAGCACCGGUGGAAGGGUGCAGAGCACGGGAACAGGGAGGAAACCAGCUUCUUUCCUUGGACCUACUGUGUCAGGCACACGUUCUCCCCUGUAAUACCUCCUGUCCUUGGUGUAUCCUCAGGCUGCCAAUGGGGACGCCAUCCCAGAGCCGGUGGGUGGCCUGUGGGAGAGAAGGAUGGGGAUUCUGAGCCCUACGUCUCGGCCCUCCCGCUUCAGAAUCUCCCCACUUUCGGCAGAGCAGCGCUCGCGUUCCACAGCUUGGCCCGUGGGGUGCUGCCCUGCAGGCCUGCUGUCCAGGGACGCGAGCGCAGCACGAGCACGGGAUCCUGUUGCUUCGCUGCAAACCCUGCAGGAAGUGUGCUGGGCUGCUCCUUGCUGAAUGGGAGACCUGCGCUCUCAGCAUAAACGAUUCAUCUUUUCCAUUUUUUAAAAUCUACUGAAGCGUAACCCAUACGGACAAUCGCUUGGAUCACAGGGCUGGCUGCUGGCGGGAUGGACACCCCGGAGGAGGAGAUCUGGGCCAGCGGGCCCCCGCCCCCGGCGCCCAACAUCAGUGUGCCGCACCGCUGUCUACUGCUGCUCUACGAGGACAUCGGCACCUCUAGGGUCCGGUACUGGGACCUCUUGCUGCUCGUCCCCAACGUGCUCUUCUUCAUCUUCCUGCUCUGGAAGCUUCCGUUUGCUCGGGCCAAGAUUCGAGUCACCUCCAGCCCCAUUUUUAUCACCUUCUAUAUCCUGGUGUUCGUGGUGGCGCUGGUGGGCAUCGCCCGGGCCGUGGUGUCCAUGACGGUCAGCACCUCAGAUGCUGCGACUGUCGCUGAUAAGAUCCUGUGGGAGAUUACCCGCUUCUUCCUGCUGGCCAUCGAGCUGAGCGUGGUCAUCCUGGGCCUCGCCUUUGGUCACCUGGAGAGCAAGUCGAGCAUCAAGCGGGUGCUGGCCAUCACCACAGUGCUGGCCCUGGCCUACUCCGUCACCCAGGGCACGCUGGAGAUUCUGUACCCGGAUGCCCACCUCUCGGCUGAGGACUUCAACAUCUACGGGCACGGGGGCCGCCAGUUCUGGCUGGUCAGCUCCUGCUUCUUCUUCCUGGUCUACUCUCUGGUGGUCGUGCUCCCCAAGACCCCGCUGAAGGAGCGCAUCUCCCUGCCCUCACGGAGGAGCUUCUACGUGUACGCGGGCAUCCUGGCGCUGCUCAACCUGCUGCAGGGGCUGGGGAGCGCGCUGCUGUGCGCGAACGUCAUUGAGGGGCUCUGCUGCGUGGAUGCCACCACCUUCCUCUACUUCAGCUUCUUCGCGCCCCUCAUCUACGUGGCCUUCCUGCGGGGCUUCUUCGGCUCGGAGCCCAAGAUCCUCUUCUCCUACAAAUGCCAAGUGGACGAGACCGAGGAACCGGACGUGCACCUGCCCCAGCCCUAUGCGGUGGCCCGGCGGGAGGGCCUAGAGGCAGUGGUGGCCGCCAGCACGCAGUUCGACUCGGCCGGGGGGAUGGCCUACCUGGACGAUGUGGCUUCCAUGCCUUGCCACACGGGCAGCAUCAACAGCACAGACAGUGAGCGCUGGAAGGCCAUCAACGCCUAGCCUGGCUGCCCCGGAGGGCGGGAGGGCCUGGGGGCCUGCGGAGGACCGGCUGGGGAGCGCAGAGCCCCCGGCAGGGGAGGACGGGGGUCAGGCCCGUGCAUGGGCGGCAGCCCUGUGCAGGCCCUGUCCCGCCCUCUGUCCCCCACUUGCCUGCGGCCACCUCUGCUUCAGCUGGGGGCCGCCUCCCCCUCCCACCUGCCCUCGCCUUGCUCGGCGACUUUGAUGUCUCAGGGCCGGGCCUGGCUAGGCUGGCCGAGGGCACCUCCCUGCAGCCUGCGCCCCCAGGACUGGUCUGAUCUUCGUCAUCCUCCGCCCCCCCGCCCCCCCCAAAGCCCGCUCUGGCGGAUGGGCUGAAGCGUGUAUAUUUUCUGGAUCUGUUUUCUAAUAAAAAGGAAAAGGAG
This is a messenger RNA of Eubalaena glacialis (North Atlantic right whale), 1989 nucleotides long. RefSeq names its product transmembrane protein adipocyte associated 1 (gene TPRA1). Gene Ontology annotation, cellular component: plasma membrane. The coding region runs from base 503 to 1588 and encodes 361 amino acids. Lineage: Eukaryota; Metazoa; Chordata; Mammalia; Artiodactyla; Balaenidae. The record is from RefSeq and is a predicted model, not a curated record. Gene Ontology annotation, molecular function: G protein-coupled receptor activity. The transcript is spliced from 11 exons. Gene Ontology annotation, biological process: G protein-coupled receptor signaling pathway.